ACUCUGGUUGUAUCGAACGAGCGAAACCCAACCAACGACGAGCGUUAACCUCAAAUUUGAUUAGAUCGCUUCUCACUCCUCAAUUCGUCUUCCUCGUUGGUAUCGUUAUCGUAUCGCCUUAUAACCUCCUUCGCUGCAUUACAUUCUCUGUCUUGAAUCCUUGCCUCUCUCCAUGGCUUCCUGUAGCCUAGGAGUUCCCAAAAUCAAAAUCUCAGCAGUAGAGCUUAGUAGAGUAAGAUCUGGAAGCUUACAGAUAGUACCAUGCAAUCAAAGAUCAUUGAUUUGUCAAAGGCCGGUUAAGUACUUGAGUCUGAGGGCAACUCUUGGUUCUGUGAAAGCUGUCCAAGCGUCUACUGUCACAGCUGCUGAAACAGCAGCUACUAUAGAAGUAGAGGAUUCUGAAGAGACCAAGUCAUAUCCAUUGAACGCUCAGCUCAUUCCCAAGCCCUCUGAGGUGGAAGCUCUGGUCACUGAAAUAUGCGAUUCAUCAUCAAUUGCAGAGUUUGAACUGAAACUGGGGGGUUUCCGCCUAUAUGUAGCAAGGAACUUAGCUGAAAAAAGUAGCCCUCAACCUCAGCCAAUUCCUGCUGUGGUUGCUGCAAAUGCAACUACUGAGAAUCUUGAUUCGAAUGGAUCAGCUUCCUCUACUUCAUUGGCUAUCACAAAACCAGCAUCUUCAGCUGCUGAUCAGGGUUUGGUGAUUCUCCAAUCUCCAAAAGUAGGGUUCUUCAGGAGAUCCAAAACCAUAAAGGGUAAACGUACUCCUUCGUCAUGUAAAGAGAAAGACCAAGUGAAAGAAGGUCAAGUUCUGUGCUACAUUGAACAACUAGGUGGCCAAUUCCCAAUUGAGUCUGAUGUUACCGGCGAGGUUGUCAAAAUACUCCGAGAGGAUGGAGAGCCCGUAGGAUACAAUGAUGCUCUCAUCUCGAUCCUUCCGUCUUUCCCUGGGAUCAAGAAGCUUCAGUAAAACCAAAUUCGAGCUGGUUUUGAGUUGUGCACUGUGCCUUGUGUAUGCUUUUUUAGAACAAAUAAACUUCAUUCAUAUCUCUGUGUUCUGUUUGUCUUUUGCUUCUCUGAAAGUUCUUCUUUAAGACACUGUUUUAUUCUGUUCUUUUUUUCAUAUAUAAAAAACGUUAUGAUACGCCAAAAAAAGAAAACGUUAUGAUA
Eutrema salsugineum is the source of this 1167-nucleotide messenger RNA. RefSeq names its product biotin carboxyl carrier protein of acetyl-CoA carboxylase. The transcript is spliced from 9 exons. Bases 173 to 967 code for a protein of 264 amino acids. NCBI's taxonomy places the organism in Eukaryota, Viridiplantae, Streptophyta, Magnoliopsida, Brassicales, Brassicaceae. The record is from RefSeq and is a predicted model, not a curated record.